This is a messenger RNA of Trifolium pratense (red clover), 2025 nucleotides long. RefSeq names its product protein FAR1-RELATED SEQUENCE 5-like. The transcript has 2 exons. Gene Ontology annotation, biological process: regulation of DNA-templated transcription. NCBI's taxonomy places the organism in Eukaryota, Viridiplantae, Streptophyta, Magnoliopsida, Fabales, Fabaceae. Gene Ontology annotation, molecular function: zinc ion binding. The coding region runs from base 1 to 2025 and encodes 674 amino acids. The record is from RefSeq and is a predicted model, not a curated record.
AUGUUUAACUUGCACAAUGAAGACGUUUCUAAGUUGCGAUUUGGUAAUUUGGAAGUUGCAUACAAAUUUUACUGUUGGUUUGCAAAGAUGAACGGUUUUGCUGUUCGCAAAGGGCAAGAUGUUAGAAAUAAAGAUGGAGUUCUUGUUCAAAAAACAUUCGUUUGUAACCUAGAAGGCUACAGGAAAGACCGUCGCGAUUUAACUGAAGUGACGCGCAAGCGUGGUCCGAAACACGAAACCAGGUGUGGUUGCAGUGCAAGACUUCGAGUGCAUAUUGAUAUAAUUUCGGGUCUCUGGUACAUUACUAUUUUCAGUUUUGAGCACAAUCAUUAUAUGUUGACGGAGAAGCACUGUGGGCUAUUGGCAGCACAUAGGAAACUUACAAAAUCAGAUCAGAUUCAAAUUAAGAACUAUGGUCAAGCUGGGAUAAAGGUUGCUCAAAUGAUCGGUGCGUUUGCCAAUGCUGCGGGAGGGUAUGAUAAGGUAGGGUUUUUGAAGAAGGAUUUGCACAAUCAAAUUCAAAGACAAAGAAAAGAAACGUCUUCUGAUGCUAAAGGUGCUGUUAAGUACCUUCUAGGUCUUAGGACUAAAGAUCCAUUGAUGUGCCCGUUUGUUGUAUUUUCCGGUGUCAACCACCAUAAUCAGACAAUUAUCUUUGCCACUGCUGCAGUUUCUAAUGAGGUUGAAGGCACAUAUGUGUGGUUGUUGGAGCAAUUUUUGCUUGCGAUGAAAGGCAAGGCCCCUGUUUCUGUAAUAACAGACGGUGAUGUAGCUAUGAGGAAUGCAAUAAGGAGAGUAUGUCCUAAUAGUUAUCAUAGGUUAUGUGCUUGGCAUCUUCUUCGAAAUGCCAUGUCUAACAUUGGUAACCUAGAGUUCAUUCCAUACUUGAAAAAAUGCAUGCUUGGCGAUAACGAUGUUUGGAAAUUUGAGAAACUGUGGAAUGAAAUGAUAGAUAAGUUUGGGCUUCAAGACAACAGUUGGAUCAAAGAAUUGUACCAGAAAAAGAAGAUGUGGUCAACAGCCCAUAUUAGGGGGCAUUUUUUUGCAGGAAUACGAACGACGUCGCGGUGUGAAGCAUUUCACAGUCACAUGGGUCAGUUUGUCCACUCAAAGAUGAAUAUGACUGAUUUUGUGAAGCAGUUUAAUAGAUGUGUAUGUUAUUUUCGCUUCAGGGAGGUGGAGGCGGAUUUUCAUUCACAAUAUGGAAAUGCUGUCUUGCAGACCCCUCUAAGGUCACUCGAGAGGUCUGCAUCAAAACAAUUCACACAUGAGAUUUUCUGCUUGGUACGUUCUGUACUAAAAAAGGUUUCCCUGAUAUCAUUAUGUGACACUCAAGAGAUGGCAUCCUUUUCAAUUUAUUCUGUGACGAAGUAUCAAGACGAAGGACAUGUUUGCCGUGUAUCUCACAGUCCAUCAAACAAUGAAUUUAAAUGUUCUUGUCUUAGAAUGGAAUCAAUUGGAAUUCCUUGUGAACACAUCGUGGCAAUUAUGGUAUAUCUUGAUACUGUUGAAUUCCCGACUAAUCUUGUGUUGAAUCGAUGGUCUAAAUUUGCAAAGGACUCAAUUCGUGGUAAUGUUAACGAUGGUUCACAUUACUGGGAUUCACAUUUGGUUGCGAGACAUGCCAAUUUGGUGCAUCUUAGCAAGGAAGUUUCCGAUUUGGCUUACAAGGAUGUUGAUGAUUAUAAAAACUAUUUGGAUUAUCUAACCAAUGAAAUCACGAGGCUUAAAUCGAAGUACGUUGGUGAUAACGGUCCUGUGAAUUUAAAUGGUCCGGUCGAAGUUGAUAACAUAUUGAACCCUUCCUGUGCAAGAAGCAAAGGCGGUGGACCCAGUUCCAACAACACUACAGCUGGGAGAAGCAGGCGUCCAGGAACAUGUGGCGGAUGCUCCCAAGUUGGACACAACAUAAGAUCUUGUCCUAACCUGGCUGAAGAUGGAGAAUUUCCUGCAGCCAGUUCUGUUCAAUCAAUGUCUGUACGGUUAAGCGGUAACAAUUACGAAGGCUACGUCAACACCAGAUAG